Molecule: messenger RNA, 2162 nt
Organism: Gekko japonicus
Lineage: Eukaryota; Metazoa; Chordata; Lepidosauria; Squamata; Gekkonidae
Gene: DDX39B
Product: DEAD-box helicase 39B
Exons: 9
Coding region: 79-1347 (422 amino acids)
Biological process (GO): mRNA splicing, via spliceosome; mRNA export from nucleus
Molecular function (GO): ATP binding; RNA helicase activity; RNA binding
Source: RefSeq, a predicted model, not a curated record
GAGAGUUCGUCCCCCCUUCCCCUUGAGUCUCAUUUCCACACCACUCUUCUCAGUUCGUCAAGAGAGGCAUCGAUCACCAUGACCGAGAAUGACGUUGACAACGAGCUCUUGGAUUACGAGGACGAUGAGGUUGAAAAUCAGGCAGCGGGAGACGGGGUGGACGUCCCGUCCAAGAAGGACGUCAAGGGCUCCUAUGUCUCCAUCCACAGUUCUGGGUUUCGCGAUUUUUUGCUGAAGCCAGAGCUGCUGCGUGCCAUUGUUGACUGUGGCUUUGAGCACCCCUCAGAAGUACAACACGAGUGCAUCCCGCAGGCCAUCCUGGGCAUGGACGUCCUCUGCCAGGCCAAGUCGGGCAUGGGCAAGACCGCCGUCUUUGUUCUCGCUACACUACAGCAGCUGGAGCCGGUCACGGGACAGCUGCUUCCCCUUCUUGUUCAGCUGAAUGGUCCUGUUCGGCUGCCUCAUUCUUCCCUUUUUGCUUGCCCCGCCCAGGUGUCUGUGUUCUUUGGAGGCCUGUCCAUCAAGAAGGACGAGGAGGUGCUGAAGAAGAACUGCCCCCACAUUGUGGUGGGGACCCCGGGCCGCAUCCUGGCCUUGGCCCGCAACAAGAGCCUCAACCUCAAGCACAUCAAGCAUUUCAUCCUGGACGAAUGCGACAAGAUGCUCGAACAGCUCGAUAUGCGCCGGGAUGUCCAGGAGAUCUUCCGCAUGACCCUGCACGAAAAGCAGGUCAUGAUGUUCAGUGCCACUCUCAGCAAGGAAAUCCGCCCCGUGUGCCGCAAAUUCAUGCAAGACCCCAUGGAGAUCUUCGUGGACGACGAGACCAAGCUGACGCUGCACGGGCUGCAGCAGUACUAUGUCAAAUUGAAAGACAACGAGAAGAACCGCAAGCUCUUUGACCUGCUCGAUGUGCUGGAAUUCAACCAGGUGGUGAUCUUUGUGAAGUCCGUGCAGCGCUGCAUAGCAUUGGCUCAGCUUCUGGUGGAGCAGAACUUCCCGGCCAUUGCCAUACACAGGGGGAUGCCCCAGGAGGAGAGGUUGUCACGUUACCAACAGUUCAAGGAUUUCCAGCGCCGUAUCUUGGUGGCCACCAAUCUCUUUGGCCGUGGCAUGGACAUUGAGCGAGUCAACAUUGCCUUCAACUACGACAUGCCGGAGGAUUCGGAUACCUACCUGCACCGGGUGGCUCGUGCCGGGCGCUUCGGCACAAAGGGCCUGGCCAUCACUUUUGUGUCGGAUGAGAACGAUGCCAAGAUCCUGAACGAAGUGCAGGACCGCUUUGAGGUGAACAUCAGUGAGCUGCCCGAUGAGAUCGACAUCUCUUCUUACAUUGAACAGACCCGAUAAAGGGGACCUUUCCUCUUCUACAUCAACCUUGGUUUUAAUCCCUGACCUCUUCCGCUUUCCUGAAAACUCCACGUUUAAUUUCACUUGACGGAGCACGAAGUGGCUUUGACCAUCCGGAGAUCACCCGUUCGCACCACUCCGACGAGGGGGACAGAAGAGCCACUGUCAGUAAGCUGUGUGUAGUGCCCGGAGGCCUGAGGGGAGAGCCUGCUGGGCGGGAGUCCCAUUGCCCGGCUGGCCACCAACGAGAGAAGGUCUCGGUGCCUCUCCAGGGGUGCCCCCCCACCUCCUCCUCCAGACGGAUAUCUCCACUAUCUACCAGCAGGAUGUUGGGACUCCACCAGUUACUACAUAGCAGAACAACACCACAGUUAACGUCGCUUCACUUUGUCCUUACGUCGGCAUUACGCAGAGAUCUGCCUCCAUGACGGGAAGCACAAAAGGGGAUGAGUUCUGGCAGGGGUGCUCUGUGAAUCCCCUGGCAUCGAGAAUCACAUUAUUAUUUUCUAGAAAAAAAACCCCUCUUGGGAGGGGGGAAAAACUAAAAAUAUGACUCUUCUUUUGUAUGCCCAUUCAUGCUGUUUUUAAGACUGUUUUGUGUUUUCCUGUAUGUGCGUGCCCCGUUUUUUUUUUUAUAUAAAGAAAUGUGUCUGCAUGUAAAAAUUAACCCCCUAUCCUAGGUGGUGUAUCUUGGCGGGUAAGCUAGUAGUGAAAGACUGACAUAUUAGCUGUGGCUCGUUCUAUUCCCCCUUGAUUCUCCCCCAUCCACCUUUUUUUUUGUAAUAAAGAAGCCCAGAUCUUAUGGGUAUCUAAUU